ACAUAAUAGUAGACAACACAGCUGCUCUCCAAUAGGAAAGAAGUACCUUCACUUACUUCUACUGAAUCUGCAAAAGGAGAAAGCAUGAAGCCCAAAUCUCUUCCAUCCCGACUGUUUGACAGGGAUUCAGCAGCAUUGUCAGGUGAAAGGACGAAAAGCUGUGCAGCGAAGUAUCAAAGGCAUGUUGACUCUGUUGAUCAGCCUUCCUCCAAUGAUGGCACAAUAAAUGAAAAAGCCAAAAGAGACCUGAACUUUACCUUUCUACAAGAGAGAUACGAGCCAUUGAGGGAUGAUGAGGCAAAAGAAGACAAGAAAAGGAAGAAGAAAGAAAACUACAAGAAAGUAAAAAAGAAUGUGGGAAAGGCACUCCGAACCACCUGGAAAUGUCUGAUGCUUGGUCUGUACAACUUUGCCCUCGCCUACUCCACUCCCAUCACAGUGGCAGCGACUUUUGUCCCAGACUUUCACCCCAGCAGAGACAGGACAUGAGCUUCCAGCAAGGAUCCAGCCGGUGGUGUUGCUCGUGAAAAGGUGUAACCAUGAAACAUCGUCCAAAGACUCCCUGAAUUUUUUAAAUGCCCUAUAUUUGAAGAAAUACAACUGUUUUCUGUCUGUUGCAUAAAAUCCUAGCCUGGAAACCAAGAGAGAUUUAUGUUGUAAGUCAGUCUGGCUGGCCAGGCCAAAAAGAUCCACCAACUUAGACUUGAUAAACUUGAGUUGUUCUCAAAAAGACAGAUAUAAGGUAUUUAGAAAAGUCCUUUUUUUUUAAAAUUAUUUUGUGGUAGGAUGUACACAUUAGUUAUAGCAUACAGCUUAUAGAAUAAAAUACAUAACAUAUAAGACUUUUUUUCAUUUGAAAACAGUGAGUUUUCGUAAUCAGAUCAUUCUCCUUACCAUUUUAUUUUAUUUUUUUUAUGAUUGGGAACAAAUAUAUUUAUCAAUAGAAAAGAUUCAACAAGAAAGUCAUUACUAUGGAACUGUAAUUAAAAUUAAUUCGGCUUAUUAAGAAGAAGGUCAAAAUGACACUCUUUUAGAAGUCUCAUCUGCCUCCAUACAUUUGACAAAACAUUUAUGAAAAUGAGCAUGAUUUACUUUUUGGGGCAAUUUAAGACACAUUAUCACCUUUUUAUCAUUUUUUCUAAAAUUUUUGCUCUUGAAUGCCAUUAAUACACAUUUAACACAGUUUUUUGAGGCUAGUUUGUGAAGUGUAGUUACAUGCUGGUUUUAAAAUUAAAGACAAGAUGUUUGCUUUAGAAAAGUGGAUGAAGAGCACUAGAAAAGACAGUAGGGUCUGUUUUUGUAGGUCUAGAGAAAUCGACAUGAAGGAGCUGGAGAAGGUCAGGUCUGGCAAAGAGAUUUGGGUCAUUAAUGCAAGAUUUCUUCAUGACAGUGAGGUUAUGAUGACGUGUGAGGUAGAAGUUAUACAUUUUAAGUCAGGACAGGGUUGAAGGGUGAGUUUCUAUGGCCAAUUAAUAAAUAAAGUCAUACAUUUUAUGUUAUACUCUAAGAGUAGUUACUGGUCUAGAGGAUUGAUAGAUGACUAGAGCAAGACAUAAUGUCUGUAACUAAAGGAGACACGAUGAUUGGGAAAGCUGCAAAGAGAAACGUGAUUUAGGGUGAAUUAAUUUAAGAACCUGUAGGCAGCAAACAAGGGAGAAAUAUAUCAGGCAGAUACAGCUCAGCUGAUUGAGGAAAGCAAAAGUGAACAUCUAUUUUUUUAAGGUACACUGCACUAUAAAUAGUCUUUUUUUAUAGUACAUUUUAAAGACCUUGUUAGUGUUUGCUUUUUUUAUCGGUUAAAUAGAUUUGGAGACUCAAAUUAGGUUUUUGAGUACUAGUACAAUAUUUUGAUAAUACAUGUCAUUUAUCUGUAAUCUAAACUUUAUUCCAUGAUUGGAAAUGAAAACUGAGUUUUAAUUAUAUACCGUACUUCUGGUUUUGGUUAAACUUUUUUUCCC
Cyprinodon variegatus (sheepshead minnow) is the source of this 1958-nucleotide messenger RNA. Its product is annotated as chromosome unknown open reading frame, human C1orf115. The coding region runs from base 85 to 489 and encodes 134 amino acids. Lineage: Eukaryota; Metazoa; Chordata; Actinopteri; Cyprinodontiformes; Cyprinodontidae. The transcript is spliced from 2 exons. The record is from RefSeq and is a predicted model, not a curated record.